Molecule: messenger RNA, 1378 nt
Organism: Psammomys obesus (fat sand rat)
Lineage: Eukaryota; Metazoa; Chordata; Mammalia; Rodentia; Muridae
Gene: Metrnl
Product: meteorin like, glial cell differentiation regulator
Exons: 4
Coding region: 219-1151 (310 amino acids)
Biological process (GO): energy homeostasis; positive regulation of brown fat cell differentiation
Molecular function (GO): hormone activity
Source: RefSeq, a predicted model, not a curated record
AACUUGCCAGCUCAGAGGUUCCAGUGUCAGCCGGCGCGCUUCUCUGGUUGCAGCUUGAGCGGCUCGGGCGGCUCCUGUGGUGGGCGGCGAGGGGCGAGCCGGGAUGGGCAGCGGACGCGCGACGUGAUCACCCCGCGCGCGGAGCCACGCCGGCCGCACCGUCUCGGGAGUCUUCUCUGUGGGUUCGGGCGCGCACCGGACGCAGACCCGGCCGGAGCAUGCGGGGUGCGGUGUGGGCGGCCCGGAGGCGCGCGGGGCAGCGGUGGCCUCGGUCCCCGGGCCCUGGGCCCGGCCCGCCCCCGUCGCCGCCGCCGCUGCUGCUGCUGCUGCUGCUGCUGGGCGGCGCGAGCGCACAGUACUCCAGCGACUUGUGCAGCUGGAAGGGGAGCGGGCUGACCAGGGAGGCACACAGCAAGGAGGUGGAGCAGGUGUACCUGCGCUGCUCAGCAGGCUCUGUGGAGUGGAUGUACCCGACUGGAGCACUCAUUGUUAACCUGCGGCCGAACACCUUCUCAGCUGCCCAGAACCUGACUGCGUGCAUCAAGCCGUUCAGAGACUCCUCGGGGGCCAAUAUUUAUUUGGAAAAAACUGGAGAACUGAGACUGUUGGUGCGGGACAUCAGUGGUGAGCCUGGCCAGGUGCAGUGCUUUAGCCUGGGGCAGGGAGGCCUGUUUGUAGAGGCAACGCCCCAGCAGGACAUCAGCAGGAGGACCACAGGCUUCCAGUACGAGCUGCUGAGUGGGCAGAGGGGGCUGGACCUGCAUGUGAUGUCUGCCCCGUGCCGGCCUUGCAGCGACACCGAGGUCCUCCUGGCCAUCUGCACCAGUGACUUUGUUGUCCGAGGCUUCAUCCAGGAUGUCACCCACGUGCCAGAGCAGCAAGCGUCUGUCAUCCACCUGCGGUUGAGCAGGCUCUACCGGCAGAAGAGCAGGGUCUUUCAGCCAGCGCCUGAGGGUGGCCACUGGCUGGGCCACGUCUCAACACUGCUGCAGUGUGCAGUGCGGCCAGGGCACGGGGAAUUCCUCUUCACUGGACAUGUGCGCUUUGGGGAGGCACAACUUGGGUGUGCCCCACGCUUCAGUGACUUUCAAAGGAUGUACAGUAAUGCAGAGGAGAAGGGCACAAACCCCUGUGACAUCAAUGUGGACUGAUCUGCAGGGUGACAUAGUACUGUUCUCCAAAUGAGCCACCGUUUGUGGUCUCAGUUGCUCUGUCAAAUCCUGAUAGAGGCUGCAGGCUGGUGGCAUGGACCCAGCCUGGUGGUUGAACUGGGAAGGAACACGCUGCUCUGAUCUCAUUAGGGCCCAGCCAAGGACUCCCUGACCCAUUGGAAAUGCUGUAAAAUGCAAACUAAGUUAUUAUAUUUUUUUUAAAGAUG